UCAGGACUAUCAGUCCAAAACAUAUAGGUGACAGUCGCAAAAGUCACUAAGUUGGGUAUAGCUCCCUUAAGCCAUGUGAUGAUAGGGCCACCGGGCUUUACAGAUAAGUGAACCUCUCACUAGCUUAAACAGGAUAGGUGCAUGGAACAUCGUUCCCUAGCCAUGUGACAAACGGUCACCUGGACCUUAGGCCCUGGCUCUGACUAACUAGUCUUAGACUAGUCAAGCGCUUAUAAGUUUCAUCGACCUUAGGGUCGGUCCAGAAUUAAUGCCUUAGAGUCAUUCAACGCUGAUAUCGAUUAGAUCUAAUCUUCAUUCGGCCCUGCGUUCAGGACUCUUAUGCCGGUUCUGACUCUUAGGUCAAUGUCCCUGACUAGUCAGUGCCAUAUACAAGUAAACAAUAUUCGCUAGCAUUUAAUAUGCAAUCCAUGUCCACAUUUAUCCACCAACAUGUCUUAAUAGCAAUCAUGCAUGUCACAUGCACAGGGUGCAAUUUUCUUACCUCAGGUUCGAGCGAGAAAUAUUAUAAGGUCGACCCCUGAGAACGAUCGAUCUUUUGGUUCCUUAGCGGUUACCUAAUCACAACCAAUUAUAACCUCCAUUAAUGAAAAUCAACAUGGAUAGGGUCUUAGCCUAAGCACCAUUCUCGGGAGCUCGAAACAUGCCCACACGGUGAGUAGAUUCGAUCCCGAGCCUUAAGGAUUGAAACCCCAAGUCAAAAACCCUUAAAAACACUCAAAACAUGACUUUGAAGGAACAGAGUAGCACUACAGCGCUGACCCCUAGCGCCUCAGCGCUAUUCUCAGAACCCCCAACACGCCCAAAUGCCCCCUGAGUAGCGCUGUAGCACCCUAAGGUGGGCGCUAUAGCGCUACCUCCAGACCAGGAACCCCUGAAACCUCCUUCUUCAUCUCCUUCGAUUCUAACCUGUUUCCAAUGCUUCCAAAUCCCAUUUUUGGUGCCAAAUGAACCCAAAAACCAUCCUGACAUACCCCAAACAUCACAACCAUAGGAACCCUAGCCAAAACUCCCAGCAAAACCAAGAUCUCAACCUAGAAAUCACAACCGUAAAACAGAAUUGAAACAGGGCAAACCAGGGAUUUCAAUGGUUAGAAACUUACCCAAAGCUCAGCUUAUGAUGCUCUUCAAUGGAGGAACACUCUCCCAAACUCCUAAGGCUCACUUCCCAGGCUUGAAUCCUCAAGAAUGGCUAAAAAAUCUCAAAGGAAAAUGAAGAAAAGGAUGGUAUAGGAAGGCUCUCCAAGUUGCUCUGUUUUUCUACCUCUUUCUCGGCUAAAAAAAGGUUAUAUCUAUCCUAUGGGUGAAAUGACCAUUUUACCCCUAGGUCAAUUAAUAGUUUCUAAUAGCUCCCAAGGGUAAAAUUGGUAUUUUCCACUUAUCUCGUUAAUCAUAACUAAUGCUCUCCAAUUCCCACUAUUCUCAAUACUCCCAAACACCAAUAAUUUAUAUCUCGUUACCCUUUAAUUCCCGGUAACGCUCUAAUCAUUAAAACCACCCCGAGACUCAUCCCGAGCCCCGAACUUAAACCUGUUGUGACUAGACCGCUAAUCAAUAUUCUAAGAUCGUCUCAUGCCGAAUAACUCGAACAAACCCACAUUAUAAUGUGGUCUCAACAACAUAUCACCGACAUGCAUACAAAUAUACAAUUAUACCCUCAACGGGCCAAAUUACCUUCACACCCCUGUAAUUAAAAUGUGGACUCACAUGCAUACAUUUAACAUCAUAUUAUAAUAUAAUUCACAUAUACAUGCAUAUUAUCAUUUAAUGGCAUAUUUAAGCAAGUAUGGCCCUCCCGACCUACUAAUCCCGCAAUUAAACCACAUCAGAGAAUUCAGGGCAUUACAGAAACGAUUUUGGGUGGAUUGGUAUUUAUGAGGUGGAUGUAUCCUUUUGAAAGGUACAUGAAAAAAUUGAAGAACUACGUGGGAAAUAAAGCUCAUCCUGAAGGGUCGAUAGCUGAAGGCUAUGUUGCUGAUGAGGCUUUGACAUUUUGUUCGAUGUAUUUCAAAGGGGUUGAAACAAAAUUUAACCGUCUUGAUCGCAAUGAAGAUGAGGUGUAUGUCCCACGACACUUUACUGUGUUUCAAUCUCAUUGUCGUCCCCUGACAAAGGGAACUCUCAAGCCUCUCGACCUUGCGACUCGUGAAAUGGCUGAAUUGUUCAUACUUGACAAUUCUCCCGAAAUUCAGGAUUACUUAGAGUAAGUUUAUUCCCUUUAAAGUGAAAUUUAUGUUCAUUCCAAAUUGUUUUAUCUAAUAUAGUCAAAGCAUUCAAAUUUACAGCGAACACCUAGUAGAGAUCAAACUGAAAUACCCAGAUGGUGAUCAUAAUUUUUUACACAAGAAAUUUUUUGGCCAGUGGUUUCAUAAGAAGGUAAAAUUGAGAUUAUUUUUAAUCCUUUAUUGUUGUAAUGAUAUUUUUAUCAUUCUAAUAUAAGUUUAUUAAUUUAUUUAGAUAUAUGACUUGCACAAACUUGGAUCUUUAGAGAAUGGUGAUGAGUUGCUAGCUUUAGUAUCUGGGUCAGAUCACUUGGCAACCUACUACGAAGGUUGUAUAGUCAACGAUGUUCGAUUUAUCGCUUACGACCGAGAUCAAAAGCGCACCACACAGAAUAGUGGAGUGUUUGUUGCGGGAACUGAAGGUUUUAACUAUUAUGGCACGCUUCAAGAAGUACUGGUGUUAUCUUUCACUGGUGCAUAUUCAGUUGCAUUGUUUAGGUGUAAAUGGUUUAACACUGAUCCAAGCAAGAAGAAAACAAUCACUGAAAAUAAUAUCACCAGUAUAAACGUCAGUAGCGAAUGGUACAAAGAUGAGCCUUAUAUACUUGCUAGCCAAGCUAAGCAAGUAUUCUAUCUCGAUGAUCUACUUAGAGGCCGACACUGGAAAAUUGUUGAGGAUGUCAAUCAUCGUCAAAUUUGGGACAUCGAGGACGAUGAAGCUGGUGCAGAUGUUGAUGUUGUACAUGACAGAAGCUCAUCAAAUUUUGUGUUGACCGUGGAUCUCAGUCAGUUGGUUAUGGAAUCUCAUGAACCUGCAACAUAUAUUGGCACUAUACAAAAUUCACCUGCUGAUCAAUUGGAUGAUAAUUUCAUAAAUGACGACUUAGGCGAAGAAGAAGUCGAUGAAGAAGAUGAAUUGCUAGUUGAUAUUUGUGAAGAUGAUGUUAAUCAUGUGUCUCCGAUUGAUGUUAAUUUAAUUAAUGAUGAAAGUGAUAGUGAUUAUUCUACAUAGUUUUUAUAUUUUUGUAAUAAAAACAAUCGUUUAAAAUAUAAUAUAUGAGACUUGUAAUCAUUUUGUUCAUUUACAUUGGUUAUAUUUGAUACUAACUAGUAAUUUUUGUUCCUAAGUACAAUGUCAGCAGAUAUAGCCACCUCUCACGACGGAGAUGGUGGAGGUCUAGACCCGCCAGAUCCUAGUAGAGUACCUUCUUCCUGCGAGUCAGUUGAAGUGUCGAGAAGAAAGGGUCGUGGCCUGGCUAAUAACAUACCACUUGAAAUUCGAAGGCGGAAUGCCGGGAAACCACUAGAUCUUCAGCUUGAUCCUAGGACGGACAAAGUGGUGGCUUGGAGGACCAAGUUUUUGUCCGCGAGAUAGGCCUCUAAGUCACCUUGUUGUUGCCAGGACAUUACUUGGAUUUUGCUGAUGUACCUCAACAAUUUAAAGAACAAGUCGUACAAAAGAUGAAGCAUUUUUAUAAUGUUGAUGGUCAUCCAGAACCCGAGAGAGUUAUGAAAACUAUCUACACAAAGAUGCGCAAAAGAUAUUCUGAGAGAAAGAACAUCAGACAUAAUCACUUCAAAAAAUAUUACUCUAAGCCGGAAGAUUUGGAGAGUGUUCUCAUUGCCCCACCUGAUCAUUGCACCAAGGAGAGUUGGAAAGAUAUUGUUCAGUUGUUUUUUAGCCCAAAAUUUAUUGCGCGAUCCAACCAAAACAAGAAAAACAGAAAAGAAAUGAAGUAUACAUCGACGCAAGGCACAAAAUCGAUGGCAGCUAAGCAUCACCAAUUUGAAAAAAUGACGGAAGAGCUUGAGAGGGCACGACUUCAAAGCCAGUCUCAAGGAUCGAAGAAGGGAUCUGAAACUGGAUUUGUUGCUGAUUCCUCGUCGAUCGAUCAGUACAAGAUUAUGAGUAAAGUACUUAGGGAGAGGUCUGACUUUCAAAGAGGAGUAGGUUACAGCAAAGGCAAAGGGAAAAAACCAGUUUCCAGCUCCACAAGUCAAAGUCAGUCACAGGCCCAACCUGCUCAUACACCUCAGGAAGACAUGGCUACUAUGACGGAAAUGAUGAAGUCAAUGCGUGAAGAGAUCCGGAUGUUGAAAUCUCAGCAAGGUCCAUCUGGUAAUCCUCAGCAUACCAGUACAGAAACUGAGUCGUGGUUUGAAAGUCUUCUGCAACGAUAUUUACCAUCACAACCUGAAGGUGGUAUAUCUUCUCAAAGUCCACCUCCUUGGUCGAUGCCACAACAACAACAACAUUUUUAUCCACCUCAACAGAAUUAUCCAAACAUGUAUGGACGCUCCUCCUAGUCCCCUCCUUUUUAUUACCACGACGUCCCUGCAGGAUCUCAAACGUCACAUCCUAGGCGUCGUGACUUUGGGGAUUCAUCGCAGCAGCAGCAUCCACAGCAGAUGUAUGGUCAAUUUGUGAGUUCGUUGCAGUAGUAGAGGUAUGGUCAGUUUAAGAGUUUAUUGCAUCAGUCUCCCUCGACGCGACCACAUACUCGACAAUUUGGAUCAUCUUCGCAGCAGCACUCUCCACAAGUUCCACAGUUUGCUUCACCACCAUUGUCGCGCCCUAAUAUUGGUGAUCAAGAUAUUGACCUUAAUAAAUAUUUUACACCUGGUUGGCCCGACCAAAACAAUAAUAAUUAGAUUACAUUUUUUAAUUAUAUUAAGACAAUUGAAAUUUUAUUAUGUUUAUUUUAUAAUUAGUUCAUAUGUA
Molecule: messenger RNA, 4962 nt
Organism: Humulus lupulus (European hop)
Lineage: Eukaryota; Viridiplantae; Streptophyta; Magnoliopsida; Rosales; Cannabaceae
Exons: 4
Coding region: 3702-4547 (281 amino acids)
Source: RefSeq, a predicted model, not a curated record